This is a messenger RNA of Aspergillus fijiensis CBS 313.89, 2576 nucleotides long. RefSeq names its product protein phosphatase 2A structural subunit TPD3. Gene Ontology annotation, molecular function: protein phosphatase regulator activity. NCBI's taxonomy places the organism in Eukaryota, Fungi, Ascomycota, Eurotiomycetes, Eurotiales, Aspergillaceae. The coding region runs from base 455 to 2305 and encodes 616 amino acids. The record is from RefSeq and is a predicted model, not a curated record. The transcript has 9 exons. Gene Ontology annotation, cellular component: protein phosphatase type 2A complex; cytoplasm. Gene Ontology annotation, biological process: protein dephosphorylation.
CAUACGAGCUUCUGUUUCGCUUCACAAUUCAUUUGGAGUGAAUUCUGCAUCUCCAACUUCUCAUCCUGUCGCAAUUGUUGAGGUAUGCCGCUACCGCUGCUAUUAUUGCUCAAGUGUCCUGCGGCGGCCCAAACCCCACGAAACCUCCUCCGGGGUUCUUCCUCACCACUCACUGCUCUCCCACCCUCCCUUUUCCCAUAGACCACCACCCAAGACCUUCCCCACCCGACACUAAUCCAUCCGAUCUUGAACAGGUGCUCACCAUCCUUUGGCCCCUCCUAGAAUCGCCCCUCAGUUCCAGAAUUCCCUUCCCCUCCCGAGAAAAUAUUCGACGUGUUCGCGUGCGAGCGGGUCGGACAAUAAUCGCCUGAGCGAGGACGUGGAUCGGUUAUAACCUCACCUCUCUGGUUUUCGCUCAAACACUCAACCCGAAAAGUCUUAUAAUAUAGUCGCGAUGGAGGGUCAGGGUGAAAACGACGAGCUUUACCCUAUCGCCGUCCUUAUCGACGAGCUGAAGCACGACGAUGUCCUCCUCCGUCUCAAUGCUAUUCACCGCCUCUCCACCAUUGCCUUGGCUCUAGGGCCCGAGAGAACCCGGGAAGAGCUGAUCCCAUUCCUCGACGACUCUGUCGAGGAUGAAGAUGAGGUUUUGACCGCGUUAAGUGAGGAGCUUGGAAACUUCACAGAAUAUGUUGGUGGCCCAGAGUACGGGCAUGUACUUCUCUCCCCCCUCGAGAAUUUGGCCGCUAUUGAAGAACCUCUGGUCAGAGAAAAGGCCGUAGAAUCUCUUAACAAGAUCGGAGAGCAGCUGUCCGAGAAACAGAUUGAAGAAUAUUUCAUUCCGAUGGUUUUGCGCCUGUCGAAAGCCGACUGGUUCACCUCGAAAGUUUCCGCGACUGGGCUCUACUGUGUCCCAUAUAGGAAGGCUUCGCCCACACUACAGCAAACCCUCCGUCAAUACUAUGGAAGCCUCGUGCACGACGACACACCAAUGGUGAGAAGACAAUCAGGAAACAACCUCGCCAAGUUCAUCAAGGAACUGAACACCCAAGUUGUUAUCGAUGAAAUGAUACCCUUGUUCCAGCAUCUCGCCACCGAUGAACAGGAUAGCGUGCGGCUGCUUACUGUGGAUGUGCUUAUCUCGAUUGCGGAGGAAAUCCCCAAGGAGCAGCAGCCCAGCCAUGGCGUUCUUCUGACCUCAUUGAGGAAUCUAUUUGAGGACAAGAGCUGGAGAGUUAGAUACAUGGUUGCCGACCGUUACGAAAAGAUCGCCAAGGCCGUCCACGACGAAGUUGUCACUCGUGACAUGGUCCCUUCGUUUGUUAAGCUUCUGAAAGACACGGAAGCUGAAGUCCGCACCGCUAUUGCCGGCCAGAUCCCAGGCUUCUGCAGCUUGAUCGAUCGUGAUACAUUGCUUAAUGAGAUCAUGACGAGUGUUGAAGAUCUCGUGUCGGACCCCUCUCAACACGUCCGCGCAGCACUGGGAACUCAGAUCAGUGGCCUUGCACCUAUCCUUGGCAAGGAGGAGACUACUGCCCAUCUCCUUCCGAUGUUCUUGCAGAUGCUCAAGGAUGAAUUCCCGGAUGUUCGUUUGCAUAUCAUCUCCAAGCUGGAGUUGGUUAACAAAGUCAUUGGCAUUGACCUCCUGUCCCAGUCUUUGCUGCCGGCUAUUGUACAGUUGGCCGAAGACAAGCAAUGGCGUGUCCGACUGGCCAUCAUCGAAUAUAUCCCUCUGCUUGCCAGCCAGUUGGGCGUCAAGUUCUUCGAUGAGCAGCUGAGCGAUCUUUGCAUGGGCUGGCUCGGCGACACAGUCUUUUCCAUCCGUGAGGCUGCCACAACGAACUUGAGGAAGCUCACGGAGGUCUUCGGCGUUGAUUGGGCCAAGGGAUCCAUAAUCCCCAAAGUCAUGGCCAUGGGCCAGCACCCCAACUACCUCUACCGGAUGACCACGUGCUUCGCCAUCUCCACUCUUGCCCCAGUUGUAUCGAUGGAUAUUAUUGAGAACUCGAUUCUCCCCAUCUUGGACAGACUCGUGUCGGACGAGAUCCCGAACAUCCGUUUCAACGUUGCCAAGUCCUACGCUGUAUUGAUUGAUACCCUGCGACGCCUGCCGGCGGAAGGAACCUUGACAGAGCUCGAAAAAGCAGGACAGACUGCCAGCCCGUCGCCGCGGGGUCAGGAACUCAUCCAACAGAGAAUUCUCCCUAGCCUGGAGAAGCUGCAAGGCGACGAUGAUGUCGAUGUGCGGUAUUUUGCGACCACUGCCGCUGGCGGCCACGAGGAAGUUAUGCAGACUUCACCGUAGGCUUAGCACCAUGGGCGCGUGAGUGGGUACUAAUAUCACGGCACUCCCGCGGAUUUGGGUGGAAUUCCAGUUUUUGUCCAACUUAGAAACAGUCAGAAGAGCCUGGCUGGUAUGAAAUGCUUGAUGGCGUUCUCCCUGUAGAGUCUUCUUGGUCGACGAUCAAUAAUCCUGCAAAAUCAGAUCCCGGUACUUUUUUUUCUCUACUCUGAUUCUGUAUCAUGAACCUUGCUGUCUGAGCCCGACAGGCAAUGAAGUGGGUGGAUGAUAGGGG